GUUUUGAAAUAGAUCUUUUUUUUUUAGUGUUCGGUCCAUGUUUUUCGAGUUAUGAUAAAGUUGGAAAUUGUCUUAUUUUUCGAUUGAAUUUUUAUACACUUAUAUUACAGUGUUAUUAACAGUUUUAUAGCUCUAUAAUAUGAAAGAAAAAUGUCGGAGAAAAAAAAUCAACCGCAAAAAAAGAUUUCAAAAAAAUCAAAAAAUCCGCACUCUGAAGAUGAUGAAAACAGUGCCCAUUCAAUUAAACCAGGAGAAAUUAAUGAUUAUUCACGAAAAAGUAUUCUGAAAACAUCAAAAAAUUUCCAACCUACAAAUGAAAAUAGCAAUAUUGACAAACCUGUUAAAUGGGAUGAAAUGAACAUAUUACAAACAUUACAUCCACCAGAUAAAGAUUAUGGUCAUAUGAUAGUAGAUGAACCUAAAACCCCAUUCACACAUUAUGACAUUGAAAAAGAAGCUUCAGAUGAGAAAGUCUCACUUGACGUUCAGUCACUAAUAAAAAAAAUAAAAGAAUUACCAACAAGACGUGUAAAUGACACAAAUGAAGAUAAAUAUAAUGAAUAUGGCAUAGAUAAAGAUAAAAAGAAAUCUUUUGAAGAAAAAAGGAAGUUGCAUUAUAAUGAAUUCUACGCUAUAAAAUUAGCUAAAACAUUAAUGAGUCAAGAGGAAGAAGAUAGUGACGAAGAAACAGCAGGAAAAUCUGAUGCUAGUAAAACUAAAUCAAAUAAAAAAAAAUAGUGAUGAUUUCACAAUUUGCUCAAAAACAUCACUUUCUUACAACAUUUAAAACAUAAAAUUUAAUUAUAAUGUAAAACUUUUAAUUAAAUUCUAUUUUCACAUUUAAUAAAAACCUUAUGAAAUCUGAUAUUCACAACUCAAUGUAUUUUGAAU
Molecule: messenger RNA, 891 nt
Organism: Centruroides sculpturatus (bark scorpion)
Lineage: Eukaryota; Metazoa; Arthropoda; Arachnida; Scorpiones; Buthidae
Product: protein phosphatase inhibitor 2-like
Exons: 6
Coding region: 151-738 (195 amino acids)
Biological process (GO): regulation of signal transduction
Molecular function (GO): protein phosphatase inhibitor activity
Source: RefSeq, a predicted model, not a curated record